Messenger RNA from Hypanus sabinus (Atlantic stingray), 1190 nucleotides. RefSeq names its product transmembrane protein 18 (gene tmem18). Gene Ontology annotation, cellular component: nuclear membrane. The record is from RefSeq and is a predicted model, not a curated record. Lineage: Eukaryota; Metazoa; Chordata; Chondrichthyes; Myliobatiformes; Dasyatidae. Bases 39 to 491 code for a protein of 150 amino acids. The transcript is spliced from 5 exons.
GAGAAGGCGGGACUUCCGGUAUAAGUUCCGCCGCUGCAAUGGAGCAAGAGGAGGAAGCGAGAGCAGUGCCCGUGGAUGACAUCAGCAAGCUGCGUAUCACCAACUUGUGGACUAUCCUGUUGUCAGUUCAAUGGUCAGAGCCAUGGCUGAUUGGGCUGAUAACUUUUCACAUUCUCUGCUUCAUCCUAACUCUGACAACAAUCAGAUUCUACAGACUACAGAUUGCCCAUUUCCUUUUUAUGAUUGUGUUAGUAUACUGUGCAGAAUACAUCAAUGAAAUGGCUGCAAUGAACUGGAGAUUAUUUUCUUUGUAUCAGUAUUUUGACUCCAACGGCAUGUUUAUUUCUCUCGUCUUUUCAACUCCACUUCUGCUGAAUACAAUGAUCAUUGUGAUCAUGUGGGUAUAUAGAACAUUGGCAGGAAUGACAGAACUGAAGUCACUGAAGCAGAAGAAGAAAGCAAACAGAGAACAGGGCAAGAAAACCUCAUAAGCCUGUUUAUGUAGCUUUGGGUUUCUUUAAGCCUCUCUGAUUCACCUGGAGCUUUCCCAUUUUCUGUUGGACAAAGUCAGUCUGAAUACAGGUUCAAAUUUAUUAUCGUGCAUGUUGAUGUCAUGAUAUUUUUUAACAGCAGUGCAGUACAUUGGGGAGAUGUUACAACAUAAGAAAUAGAAACAAGUGUGGGUUAUUGAGCCUCUUGUGCUUGCCUUAAUCAUUCCAUAAGGUCAUGAUUGGUCUUGCAAUCAAGAAGUAGCAUAAUUAUAAGUUGUUGACUAGACACAUGCUGACUUUAAUACUACAUCUGGUCAAUGAAUGAAUGAUAUUAUGAACUUUUCACCAGUGGUGUAUGGGCACAAGAUAUGUGUCAAUAAAUAUUAAGUAGCAUGGCUGAUUCUGUUAGUUAUCCAAUUAAAGCUGAACUUUUGUCUCAUCAUUGAGGGAAUUGGAGCAGUUUACAUUUUGAGACUGCCAGAGGAGUGCCUUAGUAUUUAAAACCCUUUGUGUAGUCAAUGUACAGUGAAAACUAAAUAGCUUUUGCCCCAACCCCAAGAAGAGUGCUUAGUUGUUUGUAUGAGUUCUGACAUAAGACAGCUAAGUACGAAUCCUGGGCUCUUUUUUAAAAUUUUUAAUCUUCUGUACAUUUUUUUAAACUGAAACUGGCAUUUUAUUAAAUCACAUUCUUGUAACUUU